UCCUACAGCAUGUCGUCUUCGCCCGGCGGAUCAGCACAAUCUGCAAAAGGGCCGCCGUACCCGCCUGAUAAUGCGAGCCUGGGCGGCGUCCCUACUACUAUUCCAGAUGUUGUUGUAUCGGUCCUGUUCCUCCUCUUUUUCAGCAUUUUCGCGAUCACACAUAUCGUCAUCCUGAAAAAGAACAAAAAAAGGGAGCACAAAUUCAUCUUCAACGGGCCUUUAGCUGCGUUCUGUGUUAUCAGAGUUAUAACGGCCUCUCUUCGCAUUGCCUGGUCUCAGCAUCCAUUUAGUAUCAAAUUGGGGAUCGUAGCAACAGUCUGCGUUUACGCCGGCACGAUUUUGAUCUUCGUCAUCAACUGGUUUUUUGUUCAACGAGUUAUACGAGCGCAACACCCACGACUCGGCUGGUCAGCAGCAUACAAGGUCAUCCAUGUAGCGGCAAUUGCGGCAGUUCUUAUCUGUUUGCUAAUGGUAGUGGUGGGUGCCAUACAACCAUUUCUCACCCUCGACAAGCGCAUUCGUGCAAUCGACCGCCGUCUGUAUCUCGCCGGGCAAACGUAUUUUGCAGUAUUCUGUUUCGCUCCGGUAGUAUUGAUCUUAUUCUCGCUUGCGCUCCCAAGGCACGGAACAGACAAAUUCGGUGCUGGUCGUCUGCGAAACAACAUAUCAAUCCUGUUGACUGCAACGCUCAUCCUAUCAAGUGGUUCCAUUUUCCGGGCUGUCAUUGCAUGGCUGCCUGCUACACCUCUACGUGAUCCCGAGGGUCGACAUAUCCCGGAACCUUGGUAUUUUCAUAAGGCUUGUUUCUAUACCUUUAACUUCACGACGGAACUUCUUGUGGUCUUUAUCUACGCCAUUACACGCGUUGACCUACGUUUCCACGUCCCCAAUGGCUGCACCGAGCCAGGCGAUUACAAGCGUAAGAGCGCGUACAGCAUCCAGCUCAUUGGCGAUGAUCAUAAAUUGAAACGGCAAUCAUCCAGGAGACACAGCAUCCGUUCUGCUGGGUCCAACUUGACUGUCGAAGAGUACGAGGGUUCCCUCUUCGAUGAUUCUCGGACACUGGCCAACUCGUUGCGCUUUCCUUCAACUGUACUGGAGGUUGAUCGCAAAAGUGGAACCUGGAAGACAAAGAAGAUGUCCCGGGCCCCUUCCACGAGUAGUUUGAUGCAAUCUGAAUCAUCAAUGGCCAACUCACUCUGGGAUGUGCCGACCACUGAACAAAUGCCUCCACUUCCUAACACCGAAUGGCCCCUCCGAGAUUCCCAGGUAACCGUCUCCCCCAGGGACUCUCAGACCACCUUUGGGCAUAAAGUGAAGCAGAGCUACCGCAGCACCUCACCUGUCGGAUCGUCCCGAACUAGACGCAGCGUAACUAUGACGACCGCUCUAGACAGAGAUGAAGUCAUAAGCGAGACUUUCAAGAAACUCGAAGGAACAAGCAUCGAGCUUGCCCAACCGCCACCCGUUUAUACUCGCGACUACACGCCUCAGAGGGCCAGCUAUGAUCCGAGCCUGAACCUAAACUUUUCCUUUGGUCACGGUAAAAAUCCUUCUUCCUCUGGACCCAUUGGCAAGCGAAGCUCUGCACAUCACAGGCACAGGCACACAUCCUCUCUGGGUUCCGACUUCACCAAACUAGUCAACAACGACAUCAAUGGAAGCGCGUUCUCUUCAAGACCAACACAUGUCAGUUGGGCACCCGAAUCCUCGACAAAAGGACACCACCAACGAGCCUCCGCAUCCUCUGAUCUUACAAGAGGAGACUAUUACCACAGCAGUCGCCGACCACAGCACCUCCACAGCUCCAGCGAACCUCCCCGCCGUGCAUCUCCCGAUUUUGUCAUUGUUGACAGAACACGGUAUCAAAUCGUUAGCCGGCCAUCUUCAUACUCAGCGCGCCCAUCUUCAUACUCAACACGACCAAGAACCCCACUCCACUUCCCGGCCUAUUCCUCAUCUUCACUUCCCGCCCCAGGACGUUCCGUGCCAAACUUCCAGACCGAAGCAAUGGAGAUCCCUACUUUUGAACUUGGUGAAGCGCCAUCGAGAUCGCGCAGCUUGAGCGAAAGUGAUAAGGGGUCAGACGGUCGAUCCAGCAAUCGCGUCGUGGAGUGAAUGGAUGUUGCUCUAAUUGUGUGGUGAAAUGUGGUACGAAACGAAGAUAUAAUUCGCGUGUUAAUCGCACUUCUAUAACCAGCGCUGGCGUUUCAAAUAGCCUUUUCAUUCCCUAUGUUCUUUCCUAUAUGAAGCGAGGCUCUACAUCCAUGGGCCCGAAUACGACGGUAAUCACAUGCGGUAUAUUAUGAAGUGGCUUUUGUACAAACAGAGAUCGAAGGAGUUUAGGUGGGCAUUCGUUCGUUUCUUUCUUGACAAGACAGCCUCUGCGCGCUCUCUAUUUUCAUUUGUUUUCUCUCAUUUCUUUCUCUUUGCUUCCAUUCUCACUUGUUGUUGAACACCUUGUCACCAUAACUUUCUUUUUCUUUUCCUCCCUUUAGAUAUCUUUAUACCCUAUAAUACCAAAAACGAGAAAAAAAAUCAAUUCAUCAUAUUGAAUGCACCUAUUCCCAAUUACUGACUCUACGUAUCUCCAUGACCAAUAUUUCAACCACGGCCAUUGACGCUUGUGAAACCGACUAAGAGUAACUGUGGACUAAUUUUUACAACGAUGCAAGAGAUGAAUAUGACUAGCUUUCAUCUGAGUAAUACUUCCCUCUUCCCUCUCUUUUUCUUCUCCGUUGUCUCACGUUUCUAGUGUUCACAUGGCUAGCCGGCAAGUGACGCACGACGGCCAUUUUCUAUGAGCGAACCCACAUACAUAACACGCGCGCACAAACACACGCACGAACGAUCCCUCCGUCUCCAUGUCAAACUUCCUCUAGAAAAAAAACCUUAAAUUCCCCCUCAAACCUGCUAGAACCGUAAACAAAACAAGAAGAAGAUAGAGAGAAGAAGCAAAGACAUGCUUUAGCAGCAAGCCAGCCCGAACCUUAAAUUCACGCACGCAUCUGCGCACGCACACCCACACAGGUACACAUGCGCGUAUCUUCAUUUCUUCAUCGUUCCCAUCUGUCUAUUGUCAUCUCCUUUCUCUUGAUGAUCUCCAUCUCCUUCCCGCAGUUCAGUUAUGCAAUGGCGGUCUUCUGCUGAUCAUCCUCGUCGGGUAUCGAUAUUUUUGACAUGAUUCCGGCACGGUUGUAGAAACGAAAGGAGGGGGGGACUGUGAUGAUUUAUACUUUACGAGUGAAUGUAUUGGCAAUCUCUUGACGAGUUAUUCGCCCCCUCUUCAUCCCCUCUAUCUCGCGUUCCCUCCCCCCUUUUUUUUUCUUUGUGCGUAUCAUGCGUUUAUGCUGGAUACAAUUGCUUUGCUUUGGUGCAAUUCGCUCUAUACAACUGUUUAUCAGAAUGGAAUGAAGUCACACUAUCUCUCUCAUCCGCUUCAUCUAUCUUCUAAUGGCAAUUUUCAAAAUCUUUCUAUUGGUGCGCUG
Molecule: messenger RNA, 3488 nt
Organism: Periconia digitata
Lineage: Eukaryota; Fungi; Ascomycota; Dothideomycetes; Pleosporales; Periconiaceae
Source: the annotation of a GenBank genome assembly